Parnassius apollo (apollo) is the source of this 237-nucleotide messenger RNA. The record is from the annotation of a GenBank genome assembly. Lineage: Eukaryota; Metazoa; Arthropoda; Insecta; Lepidoptera; Papilionidae.
AUGUCAUUACAAAAGUUGUAUCUGAAUUUGCUUGAGGAAGAGGAAUUAGAGGUUGAAGAAACACAAUUCAUUGUUCAAUAUUUAAAUUAUCGAUGGCAAUAUAGGUUCUGCGAGGACAAGGCAGCGGGGUGCGCAAGCGUGUGCACCGCCCGGCCCAGUCCGGCCUCCCGACUAGACACUUCUCCGCUCUGCCGCGCCGCUUGCUCGCUCGCCGCACAAAAUUCUAUAGAAAAAUGA